AAAUCCAUAUAGUUUCGUUCCUCUUUGAGAACUACUGCACAAGCAAUAUCAGAACUUCGAACCAACAAUUGCAUCAACUCUCGAUAAUAUGUCGGCAUACAUCCGUCCCCUAUCAUUGGCCGACAAGGAACAAUGUGGAAUAGUGGAAUCAGCUGCCUUUCCACCAGCUGAAGCAGCUACCCCCGUAAAGAUCGAAUAUAGACUGACGGUGUGCCCUGAAAUUUGCUUCGGCCUCUUCGCACCUAAGGAUACCAAAGUAGCCACUCCACUCCCAGACAACACGCCGGUCUACUCCGAAAACACCCCUAAAGAUGGUGAAGAACUCAUCGCACACGUCAUCGCGACAAGAGCCACUGCUAAAACGGUCCGGGACCAAGACAUGGAAGUACCGAAAGACUGGCGAAAGGACCCAACCGCGAAGACAGAGGUUGGACAUUUACAAGGUGGACGAACCAUCACGUUACAUUCUUUGGCCGUCUCACCGAAGUACCAGAGGUCGGGGAUUGGGAAGACGUUGAUGAACGCGUACAUCGAGCACAUUCGCAAGACUGGCACAACGGACCGUAUCUCGAUCCUGACUUACGGCCGUCUGUUGCCAUACUACCAGAAGUUGGGCUUCACUUUGUAUGGAAAGAGCGAGUCGACAUACGCUGGGGUGGCGUGGUAUGAUCUUGCCUACGAAUUUUGAGUUCGACUGCGUACUUUUCCUCGCCGUGUUCUCCGAGAGACAACCUAAACUGGCAGUCCACGAGAUCGCCAGAAAAGAGAGAUAAUGCUCUGACC
Aaosphaeria arxii CBS 175.79 is the source of this 783-nucleotide messenger RNA. RefSeq names its product acyl-CoA N-acyltransferase. Gene Ontology annotation, cellular component: cytoplasm. Lineage: Eukaryota; Fungi; Ascomycota; Dothideomycetes; Pleosporales. The transcript has 3 exons. The record is from RefSeq and is a predicted model, not a curated record. Bases 89 to 688 code for a protein of 199 amino acids. Gene Ontology annotation, molecular function: aralkylamine N-acetyltransferase activity.